Molecule: messenger RNA, 582 nt
Organism: Penicillium griseofulvum
Lineage: Eukaryota; Fungi; Ascomycota; Eurotiomycetes; Eurotiales; Aspergillaceae
Exons: 5
Coding region: 1-582 (193 amino acids)
Source: RefSeq, a predicted model, not a curated record
AUGCAGCUCCUAUCUCUUUUUACCUCCAUGGCCCUCGUGUCUUCAGUCAUCUCGACUGCGACACACGACCUGAACAACAUGGUCGCUCGCGGAGCUGAUCGCGGCACCGAAAUCAUUCAUGGACUCGGGGCUCGUAAGCAGGCGAUCUUGAAGGCCGGCGGCAACACUCGCGAUAUGGCUAUCGCCAUGCUCGAGACUACCAACAUGGGCACCGAUUACAACUAUGGUGACGGAAAGACUGGCGAUGGUACCAACUUCGGUGUGUUCAAGCAGAAUUGGUUCAUCUUGAGACAUUCUGCUUCUGAUUUCCUGGGCAAGACCCCCGCCCAGGUUGAUGAGGGUGUCAUUCUCAACACUGAUCUGAAGAAGGACAUCAAGGCUCGCCAUGAGGGCGAGAAGCACUACGGCUAUGAAACUUGGUUCAGCGGCCACCGCAAUGGAGAAUCCGGUGUCAACAACCCGGGCACUGCGGACAUCAAAGCAUACAUGGAUGGUGUUGCAUGGAUUCAACAGCAGAUUGAGAGUGAUGAGAAGUUCCAGAGCGACGAUACUCGUUUCUGGGUUGAUGUUGUUGCCAUCUAG